This is a messenger RNA of Rhagoletis zephyria (snowberry fruit fly), 1122 nucleotides long. Lineage: Eukaryota; Metazoa; Arthropoda; Insecta; Diptera; Tephritidae. The record is from RefSeq and is a predicted model, not a curated record.
GAGGACGACGAGGAGAGCUACUACCGCUUCAUGAAGGAGAACCCGAACGCCGGCGUCGGCGUCCUCGCCGCCGGCUCUGAUGAUGAAGACCUAGUCGGGGGCGGAGGCGUUCACACCGAAUACGACGACGAUGGGAACCCGCUGCCCUCAAAUGCGAAGAAGCUCAUCGACCCGCUGCCGAUGAUCUACCACUCGGAGAUCAACUACGCCCCCUUUGAACGGAACUUCUACACGGAGCACGCCGAGAUUAAAGCCCUCUCUUCGGCGGCCGUCGUCGACCUUCGCCGGCGGCUGAAUCUUCGCGUCAGUGGCCCCUCCCCGCCCAAGCCGGUGACCAGCUUUGCCCACUUUGGCUUCGACGAGGUGCUGAUGCGGGCGAUUCGAAAGUUGGAGUACACACAGCCGACGCCGAUUCAGGCUCAGGCAAUCCCCGCUGCCCUCUCUGGGCGCGACCUGAUCGGCAUCGCCAAAACGGGCUCCGGGAAGACGGCGGCCUUCAUCUGGCCGCUGCUGGUGCACAUUCUCGACCAGCCGGCGCUGGCGCCCGGCGACGGGCCCAUCGGCGUCAUACUGGCGCCCACGCGGGAGCUCUCGCAGCAGAUCUACGCCGAGGCGAAGCGCUUUGCGAAACCUUAUGGGAUUACCGUGGUGUGCGCCUACGGCGGCGGCAGCAAGUACGAGCAGAGCCAGGACCUGGAGGCGGGCGCGGAGAUUGUCGUGGCGACGCCGGGCCGCAUGAUCGACUUUGUGAAGGCGAAGGCGACCAACUUCCUCCGAACCACCUACCUGGUCCUCGACGAGGCGGACCGCAUGUUUGACAUGGGCUUCGAGGUCCAGGUUCGGUCCAUCUGCAACCACGUCCGCCCCGACCGGCAGACGCUGAUGUUCAGCGCCACCUUCAAGAAGAGGAUUGAGAAGCUGGCCAGGGACGUCCUGACGGACCCGAUUCGCAUCGUCCAGGGGGAGAUUGGCGACGCGAAUGCCGACAUCACCCAGGACGUGCAUGUCUUUCGUUCGGGCAGCUCGGAGAAGUGGGACUGGCUGCUGGCCAACCUGGUCGGCUUCACCUCGAGCGGCAGUUUGCUGAUCUUCGUCACGAAGAAGGCGAACGCCGUGGAGCUG